AUGACCGAUUUUCCCAAAGUGUGGCUUGUGACUGCUUGCUCGUCCGGUUUCGACAAGGAGAUUGUCCUUGCGGCGCUUGCACGUGGAGAUCAUGUCAUUGCGACUGCUCGAGAUCCGACCAAACUUCAUGAUGUCAUAGCGCAAGGUGCUUUUCCCCUUGCUUUGGAUGUCACAGCGAGUGAAACGGAGCUUUCGAAAGUAAUUGACAAGGCUUUAAGUAUCUACGGCACUAUCGAUAUUCUCGUCAACAAUGCAGCAUUUCUACUUGGCGGUGCAAUUGAAGAGUGCACAGAAGAAGAAGCUUAUAGUCAGUUUAACACGAAUGUUUUUGGAGUGAUGCGGAUGCUGCGUGCUGUGCUGCCACAUAUGCGCGAAAAGCGAUCGGGAGUGAUUGCGAACAUCGGUUCGGCAAGUGGCUGGUUCGGUCUUAAAGGAAUGGGUGUGUAUGGCUCCACCAAGUUUGCUUUGGCUGGAUUGACGCUGGCUCUGCAAGCAGAACUCGAGCCUUUUGGCAUUGACGUUACCAUCAUUGAGCCAGGAUCAUUUCGCACUGCCAUGUUGGGAAAAGGAUUUGUAGCUAUGAAAACCUCUAUUCCAGAUUAUCUUCCGCUUACGAAACCUAUGCACGCCCGCAUUAAAAACGUGAGUUUGAAAAUCCCAGAAGCUAUGCAGCCUGGUGACCCAGCCAAGGGGGCGCAAGUCAUUGUCGAGAUGCUUACGAAAAGCGGACGCUGUUUAAACAAGACUAUCCCACGUCGUUUGCUGCUGGGUAAAGACGCUGUCGCAAUUGGAAAGAAAGUCUUGGUCGAGAGUAUUCACGAAUUUGAUGAGUGGGCUGAAAUCGCAGCCUCGACAGACUUCGAUGAUAAUGUCUGUGCUAAUUUGUAA
Messenger RNA from Plasmopara halstedii, 888 nucleotides. RefSeq names its product 3-oxoacyl-(acyl-carrier-protein) reductase. Lineage: Eukaryota; Oomycota; Peronosporomycetes; Peronosporales; Peronosporaceae. The record is from RefSeq and is a predicted model, not a curated record. Gene Ontology annotation, molecular function: oxidoreductase activity. Bases 1 to 888 code for a protein of 295 amino acids. The transcript has a single exon.